AUGCACUCCCGCGGCUUCUGCAUAACCGCCAGCCUGCUGAGCCUCGGCCUAGCCUGCAAGGGCAGCAGUGUCACGUCGUUCUGCAACGUCUGCGGCGUCCAGGACGUGCGAUGGAGUGACUAUGCCGCCCCGCAGCCCGGUGCCAUCAUCACCGUGGGCACCGAGGCCGACGUCGCCACCGUGGUGACCAUCGCCAACGAGCUCAACGUGCCCUUCCUCCUCCAGUCCGGCGGCAACGGCUGGGCGGACACCUUCGACCUCAACACGAGCGGCGUCGUCAUUGACGUGUCCAACCUCAAGAGCAUCGCCUUCAAUGAGGCCCGCACCGAGGUGACGUUCCAGACGGGCGUACUGAUCGAGGAUAUUGUGGCGGCCGCCUGGGACAACAACGCCCGCGUCGCUACCGGAACCUGCAACUGUGUUAGCGUGCUCGGCGCCGGCUUGGGUGGCGGCCUGGGCAGAGGUACUGGCCUCUACGGCUUGGGGCUGGACCAGCUCAUCUCGGUCAACUACGUCGACGCCAGCGGCAAGGCGAGCACCGUCACCAACACCAGCAACCCUGACCUCUGGUGGGCUCUCAAGGGCGCAGGCCCCAACUUUGGCAUUGUCACUUCCGCCGUCUAUCAGAGCUACCCUGUGGCCCAGGCCGACAAUACCGCCUGGACGGGGCUUCUCUACUUCAACGACAGCGCCAUCGAGAGCAUCAUCUCCGCCAUCAACAACCUCACCUUGGAGGCCGAGAUGCAGCUCGACUUCUACUUCACCGAGGGCGUCGUGGCCGUCCUGCCGUUCUACAUCGGCGACGAGGCCACUGGCCGUGAGAAGUUCGCCUCCAUCCUCGCCAUUGGCCCGGAGGUGGACGAUACCGAGGUCGUCCCCUACAAUACCUGGAAUGCUGCGGGCGACGCUUUCUGCGCCGACGGUGGCCGGAAGCCUUCGUACGAGACCAACCUCAAGACGCUUGACCCCACGGCCUGGCGCGAGGUCUGGAACGAAUACAUUGACUUCUACGACACGUAUGCCGAGGCCAAUCUGACCACCCUCCUGACCGAGUGCUACUCGACAGGUAAGAUGCUCGAGAUUGGCGACUCGCAGUCAGCGUAUCCCUGGCGCGACAUCAAGUGCUACGCCAUCACCAUUCCUUGGUACACGUCAGCAAGCCUUGACACGGCAGCCAAUGACUUUGGUCAGAAGGUCAGAAGCAUCUUGUCCGCCUCCUCCGGAACCAGCACCUUCAGCGCCUACGUCAACUUUGCCCAUGGCGACGAGGCCCUGGCCGACAUCUACGGCGAUAGCUUAUCUCGGCUGCAGACCCUGAAGAAAGAGUACGAUCCCCAGGGGCGCUUCGACCAGUGGUUCCCCCUUUCCUAG
This is a messenger RNA of Cryphonectria parasitica EP155, 1371 nucleotides long. RefSeq names its product FAD-binding domain-containing protein. The transcript is spliced from 3 exons. The record is from RefSeq and is a predicted model, not a curated record. NCBI's taxonomy places the organism in Eukaryota, Fungi, Ascomycota, Sordariomycetes, Diaporthales, Cryphonectriaceae. Gene Ontology annotation, molecular function: oxidoreductase activity; FAD binding. Bases 1 to 1371 code for a protein of 456 amino acids.